Molecule: messenger RNA, 2211 nt
Organism: Spinacia oleracea (spinach)
Lineage: Eukaryota; Viridiplantae; Streptophyta; Magnoliopsida; Caryophyllales; Amaranthaceae
Exons: 6
Coding region: 478-1890 (470 amino acids)
Biological process (GO): regulation of asymmetric cell division
Source: RefSeq, a predicted model, not a curated record
AUUAAAGAAAGGGGUGAAGCUGGUGAGAGAGAGAAGGUAUUUAUUGCGGCUUAACUAUCCAUAUUUAUUAGCCUCUGUUUUCCUUUUCUUUUUUAAAAAAAAAUUCAGGGAAGUUUUAAUUAAUUAAUUUGUGUGUUCUAAAUCCUUAGUUUUCUCCCUCUUGUUCAUUCCUUACAUGAUCCACCAACACAAACAGACACACACAAAAUAUCUAGAGAGAGAAACUAGAGAGAUAUAAACAGUUGACCUAGUUUGAGGGAUUUGUCACUGAUCAACCAUAGCUUUAAAAGAGCCCCCACAGAAGCAGCAGCAACAACAAAAACAAAACACAAAAAAGUUUUGUUUUUUGUGUUUUUUAUCAGGUUGUUGAGGGAUGAAUUAUUUCACAUUUGUUUGAGUUAAUUGUGGUAGCACGGAGAUAUAAUUCUUCAGGAUCGGAUUGAAAAACAUCUUGUUGAAGAUCCAACUUAUGUCAGAAUGAAGCUAGAAAACGAGCAUGUUGUUAGUGUUCAGACUUCUCCAAGAAAGUCAUAUAACCCAUUCGAUUCAGAUGAUGAAGAUACAAAUGAUAAGAGUAACAACAUUACCGGGUAUGAUAUAAAAAGCUUCGAGACAUCUCCAGACUCGUUAACAUUUCACUUGGACAGUAGUAAUUUUUCUUGGGAAGAAGCUAUACUUGGUCAUUCUAGGGUUUUAAGUAAUUCAAUCUCUUCUGAUACAACAACUAAUGAGGAAGUUGUGUAUACUGAACUAUUUACUGAUAAGAAAAUUACUGAGUGUGAGUUGCCAGAGUUAGUGUUUUCCUACAAAGAUAACGGUUUCAACUCAGUUAAAGACAUUGGGAUUGAUGAGGGAGUACCUAUACAUGACAAGGUUUGGAUUGAAAGUCAUGACAGUAACAACAUGUCUACUGUCCUAGCUUUUAAUGACGACUUCAAUGGUGAAAAGGGCCCUUUUGUUCAGAACACGACUAAAGAUUCAAUGAAGGGCAAUGAGCUUGUUCAUGAAGUUUUAGAGAGGCCUUAUUCGGCUGAUAAGUGUGGGACUGAUGAUUUGCUAAAGACUGAAGAAUUUGAACAUAACUUGAGCAAGAAACAGGAAGAGUCGGAUUUUAGUUGGCAAGCCGAAAAUGUGGUUGAGAGUGACGGUGUAGUUAAUGACAAAAAAGACCCUCAACAACAAGUUGGUGAGAAAGAUGAAGAAAAAUGUCGAAAGAUGGAAAUGACAGAGAAUGGAGUAUCUGAGGAAAAGGAGCAUUGUAAAGAUAGUGUUCCUGUAGAGCAUGUAGAGCUGUCAGUUGUGGAUGAAGAAGAAGCUUCUAUGCAGUCCAAUGUAGAAAUAUCUUCAAUCAUGCAUCAAGUCGAAGCUACUGUGGAGUCAAACGAGAGUCAAAGUGAGGAAGUAUCUUCAUCUUCUUCGGUUCAAUCUAUCAGCAAUGCUUUGUCCUACAACAGCAAGGUGGAGUCUGGAAGUAUUAUCCUGGAUUUCAAUGGUGCUUCUGCAACUAUUUCAGACAAGGAGAAAGAGAAAGAGGAUAUUUCAGAAAAGAAUGAAGCAGAUGAGAAACCUCCUGUAGCUCAAACUAUGUCUAGGGAUGAUGAUGUUGGAAGUAGUAUCCUAGAUUGUGGGACAGAUAAGAGGGUUCAUGGAGAGACGAGCUUUUCGGCCGCAAUGCCGCCACCUGCAUCGAUUACUUACAUGGGGCCCAAUUCACACGCUGGCAACGUUUCCCUCCGGUCUGAAAGCAGCGCCGGCAGCACCCGUUCCUUUGCCUUUCCUGUGAUGCAAGCAGAAUGGAACACGAGUCCAGUAAGGAUGGCAAAGGCGGAUCAGAGACACUUCAGUAAGCAAAGAGGAUGGGUUCAAGCGAUCGUGUGCUGUAAAUUCUGAGUCGUCUUCUUCGUUAUUCCUAGUCUUAUACUCCGUAGUUUUAUACAACAUAGUAGUAUUUCAACAACUCAUCAACAAUGGUGAUUAAUUACCUCCUCCAUCAGUCACUUACUUACCCCCUAGGCACCUUUUUUUUUACCCUAUGAGAUAAGGUGUGAAGCUUGUUUGCAUUUUUGCAUCAACACUUUGUAAAGAUUAAAUUUACAUAGCUCUCUUUUAUGCAUCUUUUGGAUAUUUGGUUCCUUUGCGGGCAGCAUUUAAUGCAUUAAGCCAUGAAAUAAUGUGGACAUUGAUGUUGUUAUAUAGAGUUCGAGUUACAGA